Messenger RNA from Phytophthora sojae, 2137 nucleotides. Its product is annotated as membrane alanine aminopeptidase. Gene Ontology annotation, cellular component: cytosol. NCBI's taxonomy places the organism in Eukaryota, Oomycota, Peronosporomycetes, Peronosporales, Peronosporaceae. Bases 1 to 2013 code for a protein of 670 amino acids. Gene Ontology annotation, biological process: proteolysis. The transcript has a single exon. Gene Ontology annotation, molecular function: metallopeptidase activity; zinc ion binding. The record is from RefSeq and is a predicted model, not a curated record.
AUGGCUCAGCCUCGCGCCCUCCGCUCGCACUCGUACUCGAACCUGGACGAGGUGACGUUCACGCACCUGCACUGGGUCGUGGCGCUGGACUUCGCCGCGCAGCAGCUCAAGGGCUACGCCGAGUACACGUUCCACCACGCGGCCUCAGCCGCCUCCGCCGUCGUGGUGCUGGACACGCAUCACCUGCGCGUGUCCAAGGCCUACGCGGACGGCAAGGAGACGACCUACACUCUGGCCGAGCAGGAGCACCCGGCGUUCGGCCGCGCGCUCGUGGUGGACGUGCCCAGCCACGCCACCAAGGUGCGCGUGGACUACACGACGUCCGCCGCCUCGAGCGGCCUGCAGUGGCUCAGCAAGGAGCUCACGGCCGGCAAGACGCACCCGUACCUCUUCACCCAGUGCCAGGCUAUCCACGCGCGCACCAUCGUGCCGUGCCCCGACACGCCGGCCUGCAAGUUCACGUACUCGGCCACGGUCACGGUUCCCGACUGGUGCACGUGCCUCAUGAGCGCCAUCGCCGACCCGCAGGGCCGCAAGAACCACAACAGCGUGGACGCCACGUACCAGGUCUCGUUCCAGCAGUCAGUGCCCAUCCCGUCCUAUCUGCUGGCCAUCGUGGCCGGCAAGCUCGAGAGCGUGGACCUCGGCCCGCGCAGCCGCGUGUGGGCGGAGCCCUCCGUGGUCACGAAGGCCGCGCACGAGUUCGCGCAGACCGAGGACUUCCUCAAGCACGCGGAGGAGAUCACGGGUCAGGAGUACGUCUGGAAGAGGUACGACCUCGUGUGUCUGCCGCCCUCGUUCCCGUACGGAGGCAUGGAGAACCCGUGCUUGACGUUCGUGACCCCGACGCUGCUGGCGGGAGACCGCUCCCUCGCGGACGUCGUGGCGCACGAGAUCUCGCACUCGUGGACGGGCAACUUGGUCACGAACCGCUCGUGGACCGACUUCUGGCUUAAUGAAGGAUGGACCAUGUGGCUGGAGCGCAAGAUCCAGACGCGCAUCGCUCAGGACCCCAAGGCGUACGACCUCAAGGCGGCCAUGGGUCUGCGUGACCUUGUGGAGUCGGUGGAGGCGUUCGGACACGACCACCCGUACACGGCCUUGGUGCCCAACAUGGACGGCAUUGACCCGGACGAGGUGUUCUCGUCCAUCCCGUACGAGAAGGGUUUCAACUUCCUUCACUACCUGUCGACGGUGGUCGGCGGCCACGAAGUGUUUGACAAGUUCGCGCAGGCUUACAUCCAGGAGUUCAAGUUCAAGACUCUCACGUCGGGCGAGUUCCGUGCCUUCUUCGAGAAGUACUUCGCCGACAAGCAGGAGGCGCUUCGCAAGAUCGACUGGGAGGCGUGGUACCACUCGCCGGGUAUGCCCCCCGUUGCGAACAAGUUCGACACGACUCUGACUACCCAGGCGACGAAGCUGGGCGAGCAGAUCACGGCCAGCAGCAACCCGGACACGUGGACGAGCGUCAGCAAGAACGUGCUGAAGAAGUGGCCGGCGAGUCUCUGGAUCCUGCUGUUGGAUACGCUGUUGUUGAAGCAGGAACAGGCGAGCUUCACGCCUGCCCAUCUGGACGCCAUCGACUCCUUCACGCACCGCCACCUCACCACUACGCACAACGCGGAGCUGCGUUUCCGCUGGUACACGCUGUCGCUUCGCUCGGGUGACCUGCGCGUGCUUGACAAGACUGUGGAGAUGCUGAAGGAACAGGGCCGCAUGAAGUUUGUGCGUCCGCUGUUCCGUGAUUUGUGCACGGCUCUGGGCCCCGCUCAGGCUGAGGCGAUCUUCGCAGAUUGCAAGCACUUGUACCACCCGAUUGCUGCCAAGAUGAUCCAGCGUGACAUUGAGAACAGCAUCGCCAAGACGAAGAGCAAGAAGGUGAAGUUCGCUUCGCCCACGGCCCCGAGUGCUCUGGCUCAGUGGCUGGGUGUGUCUGACGAGAUGGUUGGCUACGCGGCUGUAGCUGCUGCUGUCGCUGCUGUGGCCCUCGUUGUCGUGUCUCGCCGGCGGUAAGCAUAGGUCCUUGCUGACACGGUAAUACACCGGAGUAUGUUAAGAGGUUAAGGACGGUGGCAGCCAGAAGGCAGCAGCACAUUAUUCGCGUCAAGUAACACCUUUUGGAGUUCUGCCACGGUAC